UUCCGAUUCCCCACCCGAGUGGCGCAUCCGAGUGUCAUUUUAUCUCUGUUUCAUAUCUAGUUAGUGAUAAAGAUAAAAGUAUAUACCCGGGUGAGGAAUCGGAACAUAGCUCUGUCAGUGAACUUCGAAACCGAAAAGAUUUGCGAACUGUUGCGAACGCCGCUGCGAGAAACAUGGCCGCGGUGACAAGCUGGUGACACUUUGAUAUGGGAUGGGCGUCGCGUUAAACGAGGAUCGCUGUUUUUUUUCCUUCCGCCGUAAUGAUAAUGAAUAGUGAUACCGCGGCAAAUAAACAUGGCGAUCAUUUGAUACCGCAGUCGAUUACUUGCCUGUACGAGGAGCAAUUUCAACCGCUGCUCUUACUUGUGCGCGAGAGCGUGCAGGGCUAGCGUUACGCUUCCCCGUCUCCGUGUACAAUACCGACUUCCUCGUGUGAAUCACGGAAGAAGCGAACGCGCGUAUCGCGGCAAAACCAUCGUACGCUGCGCGUGUGCAAUAAAUCGCGUCCUCGUCGGUUAUAUCGUCGUCGACUGGCCAAGUAAUCCGGAGUUUGCGGCGCGGUAAAAUCCAGAGAAGAGCGUUGUGUAUGUUAAGAUGGCCCGGGAAUACGAUCAUCUGUUCAAGCUGCUGAUUAUAGGCGACAGCGGUGUAGGUAAAAGCUCGCUGCUUCUGAGAUUUGCUGACAAUACUUUCAACGGUAAUUACAUAACUACAAUAGGAGUGGACUUCAAGAUACAAACUGUGGAAGUGGAUGGUGAACGGGUAAAGCUGCAAAUUUGGGAUACUGCUGGACAAGAACGUUUUCGGACAAUAACUUCAACUUACUACAGGGGGACGCACGGCGUUAUUGUUGUGUACGAUGUUACCAGCGGUGAUACCUUCGCGAACGUUAAACGGUGGUUGCAUGAAAUCGAUCAGAAUUGUGAUGUGGUUAACAGGGUACUCGUAGGAAAUAAGAAUGACGCACCUAAUCAGAAAGUGGUGUUAACCGAAGACGCACAAAGAUUUGCCAAUCAAAUGGGAAUUCAGUUGUUUGAGACUUCGGCCAAGGAUAACAUCAAUGUCGAAGAGAUGUUCAUGGCAAUAACACGGCAAGUAUUACGGACCAAAAAAGAGCGUAAGGAGCGGCAAGCCAUACAAACCAAUGAAACAGUCAACCUGAGGAAAAGCACAAAACAGCAUAGGAAAAAGUGUUGUUAGCAAGCGUUACGCAUAAGUACACUCGACUCUUUUUAUUUGAAAACCAUUAUUAUUAAUUUGAUACGACAAUUAGGACAGAAUAAAACAGAGAGCAUGUGUUAAGUAUCAAAAGCGGACAUCAGACGCUGGAAACACCCUGUUACAUAUAUAUAUAUAUCUCUUUUGACAUCAACUGAGUUUUUGUAUUUCACAUGAUACCUAAGAUUUGUAUUCUAAUUAAAAUAUACUUUUUGACAUGUCUACUUUUGGUAUGUCAUGUUUAAUAGAAGAAGACAUACAUCACGAGCGAACAUGUAGGGUUUUAUUUAGCGUAAACAAUAAUUUGCGCGGCUAAUCGCUUUUUUACGAUCCUCGAUCUUUUUUUUUCCUCCUGUGUGUGCUGUAUUUAAGAAAAAGCGGCCUAUUCAUCUGUAACAUUUUACGGUAACUCUUUCACACACACAUACACACACAUAUAUAUAAAUAUAUAAAUAUACACAUGUGUAUUCAUACGUACGUGAUAUCAAAAGUUACACGAACGCAUUCCGCAUUAUGUAAUUGUCAAGCGAAACGCAAGUGUCUGCUAAUCUCGUCUUUACAAUUAUUUUUUUAGUCGUGUAAAAUUUAUAUAUCAUUGCGUAUAAAAUUCGCUGCGUUCAACCACAUGAGUUACCAUAUUUUAAAAAUAAUUCGUGUUUAUGAAAAGCGAAAUAGGAUUUUAAGUGUCUUCUUGAACAAACGAACGACAAACGGAUAUUAUUAGAUAGUCCGAAUAAUUCUUAGGAUAUAUUUUUUUUAGUAAAAUUAAGGUUCCUGUGUGGUUUAUACAUGACGCUUUUCAAUUUUCACUCGAUUAAAAUUUCGACAUUUUAAAAAGUUGUGAAAAUGUAACAACGGUAUGCAGCAGUGUGUGUUACACAACUGGUGAACGAAAGAAGUGCUGUGUUUUCCAAAACAAAAAAAAAUCGCUUUCCCGACUAAAAUUUGGUAUAUCGUAUUAUACAAAAAACUUACAAAAAGUUGGAGGAGCAAAAUCAAUUGAAAAAAAAAAAAAAUAAUAAUUUAGAACAUUUACAAGUGAUACACGUUUAUACAACAUGCAAUCGUCAAGUGUUUUGUGAUCGAUCGUGUAUGUAAAAUUUGUGUGCUUUCUCUCUCAACUUUUUCUCAAACUUUCGCUCCAUGUGUAUCGGCUAUGUGAAAUUUGAAACAAUUCAUAUGUACACACGAGAUAUGAUUAGGAAACUUUUUUUUUUUAAUCAUUUAUAAGCAGGAUCCAAUAAAGUUGACUUGACUUGAUUAACGGAAUGAUGAAAUUUGUCAAUGUAAAAUACAUCAAUUAUGUACAUUAUUACUUCCAAAACAACAUACGCGCGCUGUAAAAAAAAAAAAAACUAUUCUUCGCCAUUAAUAACGAAAAUUUGUGUGAAAUUUAUGUAAAUUCACGCGUACGUGCACUUUCGUUAUUAAUCGCGUUUACAUUUUGCAUUUGUUCUUUGUGUACAAUUUUCGCGCAAAUUUACACACUUCUUUUUUUACAGUGUAGCAUAUUUUAUAGUCGUACGUCUCUAAAAAAAAAAAAAAAAUAAAAAUAAAUGUGUUACGCAGUA
Pseudomyrmex gracilis is the source of this 2789-nucleotide messenger RNA. It is a transcript of the gene Rab35, whose product is annotated as ras-related protein Rab-35. NCBI's taxonomy places the organism in Eukaryota, Metazoa, Arthropoda, Insecta, Hymenoptera, Formicidae. The record is from RefSeq and is a predicted model, not a curated record. Gene Ontology annotation, cellular component: plasma membrane; endosome membrane. Gene Ontology annotation, biological process: endocytic recycling. The coding region runs from base 595 to 1200 and encodes 201 amino acids. Gene Ontology annotation, molecular function: GTP binding; GTPase activity. The transcript is spliced from 3 exons.